Molecule: messenger RNA, 2496 nt
Organism: Cololabis saira (Pacific saury)
Lineage: Eukaryota; Metazoa; Chordata; Actinopteri; Beloniformes; Belonidae
Product: interferon-induced, double-stranded RNA-activated protein kinase-like
Exons: 20
Coding region: 161-2251 (696 amino acids)
Biological process (GO): protein phosphorylation
Molecular function (GO): ATP binding; protein kinase activity; double-stranded RNA binding
Source: RefSeq, a predicted model, not a curated record
CAUCACGGAGGAGGCUGACGUUUCGCGAGAAACAGAAACUUCACGCAGACACACCAGUGAGCUGUAUUGCAGUGAAAAACGGAAAUGCAUUUUAUACUAUCUAUUUAGCGCUCAAUUUUCUUAAUUUUCAUGUCAUGUCGAGAAGCAGUUUUGAUUGGUGAUGGAAUCGAUAAACUACAUAGCUAAGCUGAACGAAUAUGCACACAAGACACACCUGAUGGUGAACUACGAGGACGUUGGAUCUGUUGGCCCGGACCACAUUAAAACGUUUACUAUACGAGCCAUCGUCGAUGGAAAGGCCUAUCCUGAUGGUGUUGGGAAGAACAAGAAAGAGGCGAAACAGAAAGCUGCUCAAAAUGCCUGGAGAUGCUUGUCUGAGGAGCCGCUGGACCCUGCUGAAAACGUAGAAGAAACCCCUACUGUUCAGUUGCAGCUUAAAGGUAUCAACUAUACCAGCUGGCUCAAUGAAUACGGCCAAAAACACAAAUUGUCUAUAAGACCCGUGGAGACGACCAGGCUCGGGACUUCUCUUGCAACUCAAUGCUGUAGGUUUCUGGUUGGGGAUAAGGAGUAUCCACCUGCCGCAGGGAAGACGAAAAAGGAAGCUAAGGAGGAAGCUGCAAAGCUGGUAUAUCAAGAGCUAUUUGGGAGUGAAACUACAGAUGUAAGAACUGAUAUUGGAGAUGGGAAAGUCAGUACCACACCGAGUCAACACAAGGACGAGUCAUAUAAAAUAGUGCCAGAUGUCUGUAAUCAACCAAAGAUGUUGACCACCAAGACCGAAGACGUCAGCUUUCCAGACGCUAAUUUUAUCGGGCUCAUUAACAGCUACUGUCAGAAAACAAAGCAGCGAUCUUCAUUUCUUGAAGAGAAGAAAUGUGGCCCUUCUCAUAGUCCAACAUUUUUCUACAAAGUACUAAUCGACGAUAAGGAAUACCCGGUAUGUGAGGGGAAGAGCGUCAAGGAAGCCAAGCAGAAGGCUGCUCAGAUGGCCUGGUCCGCACUGAAAGAGCAGUCGGACUGGGACAGCAAGGUGGCUUUAUCUGGUGAUGGUUCCUGCGUCAACCAAUCCCCACCAACAAGUAAACAGGAUUCUGGUCUUGCAAAUUCAGCUAGCAUGACAUCACCCAAACAAGACUCACAAGUUUUCACUAACUCAUCACAUCCUCAGAAAGAUCAGGCUCAAAGUCCUGAUGUGAAACCCAAAAUAAAGAUUGCAGCGAAUUUCCAAAAUGCUUUAAAUCAGAGUAAAGAGUAUGUGAUUAAUUUCGAAGUCAAGAAGAAAGAACUUACUCAGACGGCAAAAACCCCCACCCCCUCAACGUUCUCAAGGUUCCUGUCGGACUAUGACUCUAUAGAACGCCUUGAUAAGGGAUCGUUUGGGCGUGUUUUCAAGGCAAGACAAAAACUGGAGGAAAAGUAUUAUGCUGUGAAGGUGGUACGCUGCAAAGAAAAAGCCCUGCAUGAGGUGAAGGUACUCUCAGACCUCAAUCACUGUAACAUUGUUCGAUACCAUUCAUGUUGGAUAGAAGACACACAAUACCAGUGGGACAGUUCAGCCGACAGCAGCAGCGCCUCACAGUCUUCCACCGAUUCAUCAGUGAAGUAUCUUUACAUUCAGAUGGAGUUAUGCAACAAUAAAACACUAAGAGUGUGGAUAGAUGAGAAGAAUAUUCAGAACAUGAAGAAAUCCCUGCGAGACUCCAAGAGGCAGCAAGAAAGUCUCAGCAUCACCCUGCAAAUAGUUAGUGGAGUUGAGUACAUUCACUCCAAGAUGCUCAUCCACAGAGACCUGAAGCCUGCCAACAUCAUGUUCGGUCGGACUGGAGCAGUGAAGAUCGGAGACUUCGGGCUAGUCACCGCGGAGAUUGAAGAUGAUGCUGAGAACCUGAAAGAGAGAAGUUGGUACAAAGGAACUCCGUCUUACAUGGCUCCCGAGCAGAGGAACAGAAUCCCUUAUGAUCGAAAAGUGGACAUAUUUUCUUUGGGGCUCAUUUAUUUUGAACUGCUUUGGAAGAUCGAUCUUGAUGAAAAGACCACGGUCUGGAACAAUGCUAGAGACCGGAACUUGCCUCAAGCAUUUUCUCAUCACUUUCACAGCGAGAGCCAACUGAUAAAGUCGAUGCUGUGUGCUAAUCCAGAAGACAGACCAGAAGCAUGUAAAUUAAAGCUGGAGCUGGAAGUCUGGGAACGUUCAUUUGCGAAGUUUAAAACUAUGCAACCAUCACACCAUCCCAUGGGACUUUUAUGAAAGUGCUUUCAUGGACCGGUAUGAAAGAAUGGGUCAUAAUUAUUUACUAUCAGGUCUGGUACUGUGCUUGAUGGGGAAACAAAAACUGCAAUAUCACCUAAUUUAUCAUCAGUGAAUGCUUAACUACAUUACUUUUAUCAAAUCCAUCAUGUCCUCUUUACUGGGUAAUGUGUUUAAUAUGAUGUUACAGUAACAUGAAUUUUCUUUUAUAAUAAAUGCAAAGUUAAAGAAUAAAAAAAAUGAAA